GUGAUUGAGACCGGUGGCGCCCCACCCUGCAAGAAGUGCCGAACAGAGGACAGCGACCAGCAGCGGCUGCAGCGGGGCGUGGACGCGGGCAGGAAGGUGGUGGCGGCGCUGCUGGUGGUGGUCCCCAAGGCCGUGGAGGCGCUCAACCGCCAGCUGGACGCAUCCGUCGCCCAGCUCCGCCAGCUGGAGGAGGCCCUGGAGCAACAGGUGCAGCGGAGUACGUCAGGGGAUAGGCGCACCUCGCAGGAGCAGCUGCAGCUGGCCGCGCAGCUGGAGGACAGCCUCCGCCUGCUCACCACCAACAAGUGCAGCAUCGUCACGGAGGAAGAGGACGGAUCCACCUUGAAGGCCGACGUGCAGCUCGGUGGGUUCGGCGACAUCUUCCGCCUUCUGUUGCUGCAGCUGCGCGCGGACGGCCAGCUGGCCAAGGUUGAUGACGUCGCUGUCCCCUCGUCCCCAGCCGCUUACGUGGGGCCACCAAUGACAACCACCCUGACCAUAACAGACAAAGAUCUCUCGGAAGGUGAUUUAAAAUUGAAUGGUAUCGUACGCGACAAACAGCGAUGGAAAGAUACUCGCUGCAUAAAGGGCUUGAAGGGCAAGAGCUCGGAUAAACUACUGCGUGUCCUGGCGUCGCACCCGGUGCACCCUGUGCACCUCGAGGAGCUCGAGUGCUCGGGGCAGGUAGAACCGAAGUUCAUGGAGGAGGUGCUCAAACUGUCUUCACUCAAACGGCUAGACGUCGAAAGCGUUCAGAAGUGUGACGACUACCCGGACCUGCCGUUGCAGCUGGAAGAGCUCAGAAUAGAAACUCCAAGCGAGCGUCAGCUGCGCAGUGUGCAGCGCAUGCCCGCCCUGCAGACCCUAACGGUGUGGGGUUACCUUGGUCCCAAUGUAACCUUCCCUCCCUCACAGUACGGGACACUGCGCUGGCUGCGCGUGUGCCUCAGCACUCACCACAAGCCCACCAUGCUCUCGCUGGUCCGCGCGCACGCCUCGUCACUGUGGGAGCUGCAGGUGUUCUGCACCAUCAGUGACGACGAGCAUAAUGGUGGCUUCUACUUCCCCGACUUGGGACAGGACCUGGCUGCCAGCGGCCUGCUGCACCUCAAGCGGCUCGUACUUAUACGUCCAAAGGUCAAGUGCACUGAUGUCGCUGGCUGCCUCAUGCAGCGGCGCAACCUCCGUUCCGUCCUGCCGUCUUCCGUUGGGGUGGUUUGCGGCCCGUGUGCAUCCUCUGCUCUAGAGUGAAUGUUUAAACUGGAUACCUGCUGCACUGAGCAAGGAGCCUCUACGCCGUCCAAGACAUGCCAUACUGUCAGUAACUCGCAUUGUUUUUGUAAGGUUUUCUUCAAAGUUGUGUUUGAAAUAAAAGAAAAAAUAUCAA
Molecule: messenger RNA, 1387 nt
Organism: Frankliniella occidentalis (western flower thrips)
Lineage: Eukaryota; Metazoa; Arthropoda; Insecta; Thysanoptera; Thripidae
Exons: 3
Coding region: 481-1251 (256 amino acids)
Source: RefSeq, a predicted model, not a curated record